Molecule: messenger RNA, 4224 nt
Organism: Schistocerca serialis cubense
Lineage: Eukaryota; Metazoa; Arthropoda; Insecta; Orthoptera; Acrididae
Gene: CYLD
Biological process (GO): protein K63-linked deubiquitination
Cellular component (GO): cytosol
Molecular function (GO): K63-linked deubiquitinase activity; cysteine-type deubiquitinase activity
Source: RefSeq, a predicted model, not a curated record
AUUCUGUCAUAAAUCGGUGGUAGCUAUUCGCAUAGUGUUAGGGAUACAGUACCAUUGUCACAGUGAAAUGCAGGAAAGUAUUUAUAUAGCGAGAACGAAUUUUGUUUCAAAAGCUGUAGAUUCUGUUGAGAAGAAUGUUUCCACACGUGUUAUACGGAUGGGCACUGUUGUGAAGAUAGUGACUGUUUGCGAAAAGAACGAAAGUGUCAAUUUCGUAGUCAAAGGGAACGAAGAUGAAUCACACGAGUGUGUUGUGUGGAGCAGUGAGAAAAGUAACUUCAUCCCAUUGUUAGAUAUUUUAUGGCAAGCGUUUUGUGGUGUUCCAUCACCCUUGGACCGCGUUCGCAUAGCAGACAAUUCACGACUCUGUCAUGAACUAGCGAGAGUUGAUGUUGGAAUGGUUGUGAAUCUUCUUCCUACCCAUGAAAAUUCAACUGACUUUCCUGUACCGUCUAUCGUAAGAUACAAAGGUCCCGUACCAGAGAUGGGGAGUGGAUAUUAUUUUGGCCUCGAAAUAUUGGGCAAUAACCGAGGAAAUUGCGAUGGUACGCUACGUGGAAAGAAGUACUUCUCCUGCCAGAAGUACAAAGGUGUUUUUGCAACACUGAACAGAAUAUAUCCAGGAAACAUAGAAAAGACUUUAGGUGGAAUGAACACACAUUCGGAUGCAGUGAAACUGAGUGAAAUAUUUACUGAUCGGAAUUACACUUAUGAAUCCUUGUUAUCAAUGCCGUCCAGUGACUAUAAACACUAUAAUGCAAGAAACUCCAACUAUAAAACUACCCUUGUGCUUCAUCUGAGAGAAGAGAGCAGUACAAGUAUGUCCAGAAAUAUACCACCUAAGGUGGAAAACAAAGAAAAGUUGCCAGGUGGUGAUGUGGUUAAAGUGAAACAGAAAGGACUGGAAACGCUAGUACAAUCCAGUAAGGAUAGAAAAUUGCAGCACAUCGUAAAUUAUCAACUGGUCUGGGUGAAGUUGAAGUGCACAGUGCUUGUCAGAAGUAGUGCAGUAACCCAAAGCGUGGAGUCAAGCAGCCACAAUGUUGGUUCAGGUAACCCAUUCUUGAAAGUUGGUGAUAGAGUUGUAUGGGUAACGGAUUCUGGUCCUGAGGUUGGAAUUGUUCGCUGGCUUGGAGAUCAUACAGAAGAUAAUUUGACCAAUGUGAUUGUUGGUGUUGAAUUUGAAAAUCCAGUUGGAAGUGGAACUGGUUGCUACAAUAAUAAGCAACAUUUCCAAACAGAGCCAUCACAUGGUGCAUUUUUGCCUCUUCUGGAGCUUAUGAAAGCAGAUGACUUCUUUUCAAAACCACAAGAACCUUCUAAGGAAAGAGUCUCUGGUUUGACAUCAUGUGGAGAGCAUAGUCACCUGAAGUUGGCUUCUCAUGGGAAUGCAAGAUAUCAGCCAUCAUCUGCGUCCACAGCUGAUGCAGGGUCAAAAGGACAUGUUCCAGGGUCAAAAGGACAUGUUUCGGAAACACACAUGUGGAAUAAUUCUGUUGCUGAGAUAUCAGAGGUGUUUGGAAAUCUGCCCACAGACUCUAUGAGCAAAGAAAAUAAACUAACAAAAUGCAAAAGUGAUAACUUGUGUAAAUCUGAAUAUGUAUUCUCUGAAGGCAAUGGUUAUCAUGUCAAUUCUGUCAAAAUUGAUAAUAGUGAGCAGAACUAUUGCAAAGAUCCAAAGAAUAACAAUGUGAGUAAGAAAACAGUUCUUGUAAAUUACCCGGAGAGUGCCCCAUCGAGAGGUGUUUUAGAUGAAUCGCCACGGAAAGUGAAUGAUUAUUUUACAAAACAUAUUAAACCGAGUGAAUUAAAAAUAAAACAUUCUCAUUCGAGAGACAUCCAACCCAGGAAUAGCAGUGAGCCAUUUGAUGUGGUGGAUGAAUCAUGGAGUGCUGGUGUCGGAAGUCCAUAUUCAACUAAUAAUUUUAAAGAUGACCAAAAAACGAACAGGACAGAGCUUUUAAAAUCGUGUAGGGUUAUUGAUUUCAAGGAAAGUGACUUAGAUAACUUUAGAGAUGGAAAAGCUGCUGUGCAGUUAAAUGAUUUUCCUGACCAUAUCUUGCCAAGAAGAUUUAGUCCUACAAAUGAUGUAACUGCUUUCCUUGAUGACUCUGAGCAGUCUGUAGUACCAACUGAUCUAGAAGUUGGAUCAGUUGUGGAAGUGAGAGUUAAAUUGAAGCCUCAUUAUGGUGUUAUUCGAUGGAUUGGUACUGUAGCUGAGGAUAAGAAAAGAAGAAAAAUUGCUGGCAUUGAAAUGGAAGAAGACCAUGUUGGUUAUUCAGAUGGAAGUUUCAAUGGCCGCAGAUACUUUCAGUGUAGACCAGGAAAGGCUAUGUUUGUGCCACUGAAUAGUUGUCAGAAAGAUGGGAGGUUUCAGGAACCACAUGUGUCAGUUGACUCGAGAAUAAAAAGCUUUGGUCAGAUUGAUUGCCCUGUUAUCCCUGGAGUUGUCCCACCACUAAGGUGGAAGGGCGAUACAGAGUCAUUUUGUGGCAAGUUCAGGGGCAUCCAGGGUCAUCAUAAUUCGUGCUACUUAGAUGCUACUCUUUUCAGUAUGUUUACUUUUACCAGCGCCUUUGACAGUCUGUUGUUCAGACCUCCAACAGAGAAUGAUAUCAAACAGUAUGAUGAAGUGCAGCGAGUUUUGAGGGAAGAAAUCGUUAAUCCCCUGCGGCAGAAUCUCUAUGUAAGAGCCGACAGAGUAAUGAAGUUGCGGACUUUGCUCGAGAAUUUAAGUUCAGUUACAGGGUUAACAAGUGAAGAGAAAGAUCCAGAAGAAUUUUUGACUUCUCUGGUUGCCCAGAUAUUAAAAGCAGAGCCAUUUUUAAAGUUAAGUUCUGGUCAGGAAGCAUACCACUACCAACUGUUUGUUGAGAAGGAUGAGCAACUUGUUCUGCCCUCCGUUCAGCAGCUUUUCGACCAGAGCUUUUUAACCAGUGAUAUAAAACUUAAAGAGGUGCCUUCAUGUUUAAUUAUACAAAUGCCUAGGUUUGGAAAGUCAUUCAAAAUGUACCCUCGUAUAUUACCAUCACAGUUACUGGAUGUCACUGAUAUUAUUGAGGACUCUCCCCGCCAGUGCACAGUCUGUGGUAAACUAGCAGAGUAUGAAUGCAGAGAAUGUUUUGGUCAGUUUGGCACAGGAUUGGAUAGUAUUGCCUUCUGUGAAGAGUGCUUGGGAACUGCUCAUAGCCAUCAACGAAGAAAUAAUCACGCGUGGCGCCGACUGUCAGUGCCUGUGGAGUUUUCCGUUUUGCAAGACCACUGCCAUAUACCCCGACUUUACAUGGAACUAUUUGCAGUUGUUUGCAUUGAAACAUCUCAUUACGUAGCAUUUGUUAAGUGUGGUAGUGGAUCUGAGGCUCCUUGGUGUUUCUUUGACUCAAUGGCUGAUAGAAAAGGUGAACAAAAUGGGUAUAAUAUUCCUGAAAUGGUUCUUUGUCCAAAACUUCCAUACUGGUUGUCGGAUGAAGGGACACGUUCACUUCAAGAAAUAAAAGACGAUCGCCUUCUACCUGAACAUGCAAAACGCUUGUUAUGUGAUGCCUAUAUGUGUAUGUACCAAAGUCCUGAUGUAAUGAUGUACAGAUAAGAAUGGGAUUAAAAAUCACACUCCUGUAUGUAUAUUUAUUCUAAUUGAUAAUUAGAUCAAACUUUUGCCUGUUUUGUAUUUAAAGAGACUAUAACACUGUAAAUAUUUUUCAACAUUCCUCAUUGACUGUACUGCAGUUUAAAAUGUAACUGUUAUCAGUUGUUACAAAGUGCUUGAAAUGUUAAACAGUCUUAAUGAAGCUAUUUUAUGAAUCAUUUAGUUAUCUGUCAGUUUUUUAAAGUAUUAAUGUCACUUACAGUAUUCCAGGAAUAACUCAAUAGGAGACUUAUUUUCUGAGUUGUAAUUUUUUUUACCAUGACUCGAUGAAUAAAUAAGAGUGUGUGUGUGUGUGUGUGUGUGUGUGUGUGUGUGUGUGUGUGUGUGUGUGUGUGUGUGUGUGUGGGCGCGCGAGAGUGAGAGGGAGAGAGAGCGCGAGAGAAUUGCCUCAUAAAAUUUGUAAUUAUUUGUUUGUUAUAUGCAAGUAUUAUGUUACAGAAAAAUUAUGGUAUAUUUAAUUUCAUAACUCAUUUCAUCACAUUAAAUGUGAGAAUUUCAAAUCCUUUGUGUUACUUGUAUCUCUUUUUGUGUACAUGUUGUGAACAACCAGUACCUGAAUUACAUUUGCUAAAAGGCUG